AUGUCAAACAUCGUGGGUAUUGAGUACAAUCGUGUCACCAACACCACAUCUACGGAUUUUCCUGGUCAUCUGACCAACGAAGAUAAUGCAUGGGAUAUGGAAAAAUUCAAGUCUAAGUUCGACAUUAACGUCCAAUACAUUGCAGGCAGAAACGCCAACUUCGAUUUGAUCAACAUUGACACAUCGAUAGCCAAUGCCUUCAGAAGAAUCAUGAUCGCAGAAGUUCCUUCCGUAGCAGCGGAAACAGUUUAUGUGUUCAAUAAUACUUCUGUCAUUCAAGAUGAGGUCCUCGCACACAGGAUAGGUCUCAUUCCUUUGGAUGUGGAUCCAGAUGUGUUGGUGUGGCUCGACCCUUCAGUUGACGAGAAAGAAAGAUUCAACGACACAAACACCAUCGUCAUGUCGUUGGACGUCAGCUGUACCCGCAACCCACAUGCUCCUGCUGAUGCGACGGACCCUAAUGUGCUUUAUAGAAAUCUGAACGUCUACGCCAAAGACCUUAAAUUCGAGCCUCAAGGCCGUCAGGUGGAGCUCUUCAAGGACAGACCGGUCCAGCCAUGUGACCCUGACAUUUUGCUUGCGAAAUUGAGACCGGGCCAGGAGAUCUCUUUGAGGGUACAUUGUGUGUUGGGUAUUGGUAGCGACCACGCCAAGUUCUCCCCAGUCUCCACUGCUUCGUACCGUUUGAUGCCUACUAUUGAUAUCAAAGAACCCAUUGAGGGAGAGUUGGCCAAAAAAUUUCAAAAAUGUUUCCCAUCUGGCGUGAUUGGCAUUGAUGAACUGGGCAAAGCAUACGUGAAAGACGCCAGAAAGGAUACCGUGUCAAGAGAAGUAUUGAGACACGAUGAUUUAGCAUCGAAGGUGAAACUAGGCAGAAGAAGAGACCAUUUCAUCUUCAACGUAGAGUCUACGGGCGCAAUGCUGCCCACAGAGAUCUUUCUCAAGUCGGUAAGAGUGCUGAAGAACAAGGUCGACUACUUAAGAAACUGUCCAAUUGGUCAGUGA
Molecule: messenger RNA, 1005 nt
Organism: Candidozyma auris
Lineage: Eukaryota; Fungi; Ascomycota; Pichiomycetes; Serinales; Metschnikowiaceae
Gene: RPC40
Product: DNA-directed RNA polymerase core subunit RPC40
Exons: 1
Coding region: 1-1005 (334 amino acids)
Biological process (GO): DNA-templated transcription
Cellular component (GO): RNA polymerase I complex; RNA polymerase III complex
Molecular function (GO): protein dimerization activity; DNA binding
Source: RefSeq, a predicted model, not a curated record